This is a messenger RNA of Leptopilina heterotoma, 3719 nucleotides long. RefSeq lists its product as uncharacterized. The transcript is spliced from 2 exons. The record is from RefSeq and is a predicted model, not a curated record. Bases 234 to 3704 code for a protein of 1156 amino acids. Lineage: Eukaryota; Metazoa; Arthropoda; Insecta; Hymenoptera; Figitidae.
GCUGCAAGACAUAAAAACAAUACUGCGAUAAUCGGAAUAGACACGUAGGAAUUGAUAGUCAAGAAAAAGUGAUAACAAAGCUUUAGUUAAUAGUUUCUCUUUCGAGAAGCAAUACCUAAAGGUUUAUUUGUGGAGUUUUACAUCAAGAACAUCAGGUCUGGAUUAUUCAACUACAUUGAAAUUAACGGAUUAUUCUAGAGAAAACAAAAAACUGUGGUAAGAAAAUUGUUAAAAUGUUUAUAUCAACCCCAAGUGAUCCAAUAUCGGCGGUACAAAUGAUACCAGUCAUCAAUUACCUGAACCUACUUAGCGAUUUUCUUUUCCUGGAAAAUCGCCUCUCUGAAUAUGACCAAUACAAACCGAUUCCAAUCGUCAAUGGUCUGUACCAGUACUUCGAGGAUCAUCGCUCUAACCAAACUCUGAUAUUAAAACUUAUUCGAAAUUUACUACUAGGCAGUGAUCUCUACGGGGAAAAAGAGAACGAAAAUAUUGACGCAGUUUUUGUCAAUGCAAUGUUUGACUACAUCAUCAGUUCCCUAGUGUUUGCCAAAUACGGAAAUAUUUACGGAUUUCUAAUCGACAGUAUUCGUCAGGAAGGGGAUUUACAACUUGAUUCUAUUUUAGAAAGGAUAAAACAAAAUCUUAAGAAAGCAGAAUUCGAGAAUGAAUACGGUAAUAGUUCGACUCUUACCGAAUUGUCGGUAAGCAGAAUAUUCAACGACUUGCUAAUGCCACUGUUUCCUCAACCUCCUAAUGAUAUCGAUUUACUAUCUCUUGAUUACAUUUUCGCCCAAGCUGGUUCAACCUUUUUUCGACUAGGUAGAUUAAAUUAUGCUGAGUACUACAAACCGAAAAUUUUCAGCGUGAAUAAUCAUGAAAAUCUAUUUGACGAAUACUUGACAUUAGCUCAUGUUCUUGAAAAUCUGCACUAUCAUAAACUUAUAAAUCCUUUUACGUUGAAAUCUUUCGCUCUUCCGGCGCUCUUUCACUAUGUCACCAUGGAAGAGAAUCUAAAAACAGUAUCAGUAACGAAAAUAAUAUUUGAACCUUUUCAUUGGGAGAGAGCUUAUGAUGGUUUAUUCCAGUACAUCAAAGAUGCUUCUGCCAAAAUUGAGAAUCAAUUAGCAAAUGACUAUACCUACAAAAUGCAUCGUGCUUUCUCGGUAUUUCAGAGUCGUGCCGCAAUGGCUAAAUUCAUUUUGGAUUUAUCAUGCGAACGUUUAGAUGACAUUGAACCGAAAUCAGAAAUGCGGACAUAUCUCGAAUAUAGAAAAGAAUAUAAAUGCAACAAAGGUGGUGUUUUAGAGAAAAUAGACAAUUGGUUCAAGGAUCAGCUUCAUAACAUUGGAGAGGUAUACGAAAAGUACGACUUAGGAAUGACCCAACAAAUAUUUAACGAAUCUUUUCUAGACGACUUUCGGGGUGUUGUGAUAAAACUAUUAAUCCCCGACAGUAAAGCGAUAGACAAAAGUUUUAACAACUCGGAAUACUUCUCCUACGAUCUGCUCGAAUUUUACGACAACAAUAAUCAAUAUUCCGACUAUUAUGCUCUGCUACGUGAAAACUAUACCGUCACCCUAAUCAGCGAAUACGAUGAACCGGCACUUUUCCAUCAACUAAUUGGUCCAUCAAUAGAGGACAUUAUCCACAACUCAGAUCGUAUCAUUCUAAAGUACGCCAAUGAAAGUAUUCAACAACUUUCCGAAGAAUUAAUGAAAUACAAAAAAGCUCGUUUUAAAUCAUAUCUAAAUCAUUCCGAUAACAGUCCAGAGCAAACGAAAUGGUGGAAGGAAUUCGGCCUAUCCCUAGUACCCCACUAUCCCUGCUUUUCCCAAAUCACCAACUAUCGGGACGCUACCGAAAGACUUUGCGACAAAGACGACAUCAAAUUUCUCAACAAACAUACUUCAAACAUUUCCUCUCAAAUAACUCACAACGCUACAAAAAAACUCCUAUCAAACCUAGGGACAACAAUCGAAACCGUUUUCAUAAAAGACAUCAUCGAACGAAACGUAAUCGAUCUUCUUGUAUCCAACAAUAGAUCCGUUUGGUUCCCAACCGACUAUGAUAUCAACAAGGGUAAAAUCUACCAGGAAUUUGCAACAAAAAUUCUUGAACCCACUUUCGAAAUUUACAGUUUCGACGAAUUGGAAAUCAAACUCCUCCUCACAAUUAUUGAUGGUUUGGAAGAUAAGGUUACCAAAUGGUUUUCUCAUAUUCAAACAAUGCUAAACAAUAUGAAACUUUUAAAAAACACGAAUCCUUUGAAAAUUUACGACAUCGACAAUAAAUCCAAUCAAACAUUGUUCGUUAAUACCUGGAAUCAAAAUAACGGUUUUGGCUAUAAAUUCGUACACUAUCUGAAUCAUACAAAUUUUCAAGUUUCAGCAGCAAAAUUAAGAACUGAUUUUAAAUCCAAGGAGAAAAUAUUUAUCGUACCUCGUCAAAAUUCGAAGGGGAUUUAUAUUAAAUUCAAUAAUCAACUUCAUGACAAUAGGGAUAAGAUAAUAUUCAUCACUUCGGAUUUAGAGGUAAUAUUACUAAACAUCAGAAAUGGAACAAGAGAUCUAGUUCCUGAUAAUGGAACAAAUGAUAUAAUCUACGAAAUUAAUAAUCAACUUUGGAACGAUAAUGUCAACGUCACUUUUUAUAGAAUUUCGUACCACGAUCAUAAUGACGAACUAUGUAAUUCGGAUUACUAUCUACAGAAGACGAAACAUGAGAAAAUUUGUUCGCGACAUUGGCGUUAUAUCGAAAAGACGGAUCAUGAUCGAACGAUAAUAAAAAAUGUACUAAAAAACAAAUACGAUAAAAAUAAUUUACUCGAAAAUGAAAUACGCAAUAUACUGAGAAUGUACACCUUUCCAAAUGACACGACACUAAUCUAUUUUCUCAACAAUUGGCUUCAAGACAAACAAUUCAAAAAUUCCGAUUGGAGUAGAAAAAAUAUUCUCGACUCUUCUGGUUUGUUAAAUAAAAUAAUUUACGAUGUUCGCUUGGAAAAUAAGGGAAUAUCAAUUACAGAUGGUGAAAUAAGGAUCAAUUCAAUUUACACCUACAAGGAACGAACUGAAAUCGAGGAGCAAAGAACUUUAGAAAAUAUAAUCAAUGAUUACAAUAAUCAGAAAGAAGAUUACUCCGUUAUGUUCGAAGAUUAUUAUGCGAUAUAUAAUUUCGUUACGAAUAAUUACAAAAUAAGUUUCGAUACUCGUGAAGGGAAAAUGAUGAGAAAUGCUCUAUACAAAUUGGCAAUAAGACAAUAUGAUGAUCAAUUAGAAGAAUUUGAUUCCAAACUGUUUUACUUUGAAUCCGUUUCAUUUGACAUUUUCAACAGGAUAUUUUACCAAAGAGACAAAAUUUUCACUUUGCAAAAAUGUUUGCUAAUGUCAAUAAAUGAAAAAUCUGCUUUGAGAUUCGCGGCACAAUCAAAUUUGGGUUAUAAAAAUAUUUUAUAUGAGAUGAAAUUUUUUGGUCCUUAUUUGAGAGCAAAAAUUGAUGUAUCAGUUGGUAAUGAAUCGGAAGUAUUUGGAGAAAAAAGAAUAAUUAUCUUUCCUGGUAGUGAAUUUCAUAUUGACAGAAUGGCAAUUGGACCUUUUAAAGAAAUUGGUAACUACUUGAAAGUGGUGUUAACUUUUAAAUAUCAUAAUGAUCAAAAUUAUGAAUUGUUUAAUUUUAAUUUUAUAAAAGAGAUAAUGAGAAAGUAAUUUAAAAUCAUUCUU